Messenger RNA from Sitodiplosis mosellana (orange wheat blossom midge), 6153 nucleotides. It is a transcript of the gene ed, whose product is annotated as nephrin. Gene Ontology annotation, biological process: cell-cell adhesion. The coding region runs from base 1012 to 4803 and encodes 1263 amino acids. Gene Ontology annotation, molecular function: cell adhesion molecule binding. The record is from RefSeq and is a predicted model, not a curated record. The transcript has 9 exons. Gene Ontology annotation, cellular component: cell-cell junction. NCBI's taxonomy places the organism in Eukaryota, Metazoa, Arthropoda, Insecta, Diptera, Cecidomyiidae.
GUUCCGUUCUUCUUUAGUACGUCUGCUGACUUCGAAUUGAGUGGUACACCACGCAGCCAUGCGGUUCGGUUAAACGAAAUAAACCUCUAUUUUACCUAUUCUUGACUGAAUACCUUUCACAAAGCGUAUUUUAAAGCUACUGAGUAAAAACAAAUAAAGAAACACAUCCAGCCAACAACAAUAGCCGACCAUCAUCGUUUACAUUUCGGAGACGAGACUGUGGUUUUUGUUUGAGUUUCUUCGAUCGGAAUUCGAUUGGUUCAAACCAAACGAAUGGGAUUCGAAAACGACAUCACAUCGAAACGAUCACAUUUUUAAUGUGAAAAACUAAACUUUUUCUGUUUGUUUCUUGUUUUAUAAAAUAAUCUAUAUUUUGUGAUUGUGUAAAGUAAAGAGAAAAAAAACAACAACAUAAAUCUGUUCGCCAUCACCCCGGUGAAUAAUAAUAAUACGACGAACAGAUUUCGUCAGCGUGAACCAAAUCCGCCAACAAGUGGGCAUACACAAAACAAUAAAUUACCAAAAAACAGUCGUUAUACAAAGUAAAUUGAUUUGCAAUAAACACAAACGGAAGUUAAUCGACUAUAAUCGCAUACACACAUACACACACAUUCAUUGUGAAAUACUCACUGAAAACUGCCAACAACUGUGAUUGACUUAAUGUGCACGAUUUUAGUUGUGAAUACCGAAUUGAAGUAAUACAUACACACAAACACACACGCUUAAUGUGUCUAUUUAUACGAAGAAAUCAACAAAAAAGCGUAGGCGCUACAAAUAAGCUGGAUUAAGGAAUCGAUUUUUAUAUAUAGAUAUCGACAUAGCAAUAACAAAGUGAAAAUCAAUUGUUUAACAUUCGUUCAAUUUAUAACAAGAAAUAAACGACAAACUAUCGUAUAACCGCAUGUAUCGUCAGACAUUUUUAAAUUAAAAUAAACCGACUACAACAACAACAGCAAAUAAUUUCACCAAAUCCACUGAGACAACAUACACAACCAAUACAACAUCGUCGUUAUGGAUAUACGAAUCGAUAGAAAAAUGGAUUACACAACAUGUUUCUGGCUAAUUUUUGUAUCAGCAUUAUCGCUGGUAUCGGUAACACAUGGCGAGGAUAUGAUGAUGGAUACACGAGAAGGAGAGAACAUUUCGUUGAAAUGUCGCUUCAGUGAACAGCAUAAUACUAAUGAAUUCUCCUACUAUUGGGCACACAUCGGUACAAAGUAUGAUAACGUGGCUAUCGGACCAAAUCCGCUCGCAUCAAAUUACAGAGUGGAUUUCCAUCCAGAGCGAGGAGUUUAUGAUUUGCGCAUCGAGAAUACAUCGUACAAUCGAGACAAUGGACGGUUUGAGUGUCGUAUCAAAGCGAUUGGAACUGGAGCCGAUGUUCAUCAGCAAUAUUAUAAUAUAACAAUUUUGACACCACCACAACCGCCAAUGGUCGCUCCAGGCACCAUUGCCACCGCCACCGAAGAUAAGAAAUUGGAUUUGACAUGCAGCAGCAUCGGUGGUUCACCCGAUCCAACCAUCACUUGGUACCGUGAAGGAAGUACGAUCCCAGUGCAAGCACCAAUCAGUCGUGGUGGAUCAAAAGAUCGUCAAACAACCAGCACUCUGUCAAUAACGCCACAAAAAGAAGAUGAUGGUGCAAAAUAUCGUUGCGUUGUAUGGAACCGUGCCAUGCCCGAUGGUCAACGUCUCGAAACAACUGUCACAUUGAACGUUAACUAUUAUCCACGCGUUGAAAUUGGCCCAGAAAAUCCACUGCAAGUGGAACGAGACUCAACCGCAAAAUUGGAAUGUCACGUUGAUGCCAAGCCAAAAGUGAGCAAUGUUCGAUGGACACGUAAUGGUAGAUUCAUCAGCUCGUCGUUGGUUUAUUCGAUUCCGCGUGUAACACAUCAAGAUGCUGGCAAAUAUGCAUGCGCCGCCGAUAAUGGUUUGGGUAAAAUUGGCGAACAAGAAAUUAUGUUGGACGUUUUGUAUCCACCAGUUGUGGUGAUUGAAUCGAAAACACGUGAAGCGGAAGAGCAUGAAACGAUUAAUAUUAAAUGUAAUGUGACAUCAAAUCCCGAACCAGUUACAAUUGAAUGGUUAAAAGAGGGCAGCCCGGAAUUCCGUUCGACUGGUGAUAUUUUAACGUUGCGCGAUGUUCGAGCCGAACAUGCUGGCACAUACGUUUGUCGUGCGAUCAAUAUUAUGAUGCCGUAUGGUGGAAAGCGAGUUGAACGUGUUGGAAAUUCAACGGUUGCACUGUUGGUGCGUCAUCGUCCCGGUCAAGCGUCGAUUAAUCCAAGCAAACCAAUUGUUCAUGUUGGAAAUGGCGUUACUUUGACUUGUUCGGCAAAUCCACCCGGCUGGCCAGUGCCACAAUACAGAUGGUUCCGUGAUACCGAAGGCGAAGUUCAACCGCAAACAAUUCUGGCACAAGGCUCACAGUAUGUUAUUCCACGGGCACAUUUGGGCAGCGAAGGACGCUAUCACUGUCAUGCCGUCAAUGAGCUUGGUCACGGUGAAAUGGCAACAAUCACACUUGAAGUACAUCAACCACCACAAUUUACAGCCAAGCUGCAACAACACAUGACGCGACGCGUUGCUGACUCAGAUUUUGCUGUCACUUGCAGUGCCAAAGGAAAACCAAAGCCGAUUAUUAAAUGGUUGAAAGAUGGUCGCGAAAUUUCAAUGGAUGCCAAUUUGUAUGAAGUAAACACAACGCCGACAGAAGGUUCAAAUGGUAUGGUCACCGUUCAAAGUUGGUUACAUUUUACUGGCAAAUCACGACCGGGCAACAAUCAAUUGAUUCCAAGCGAUCGCGGUCUUUACACAUGCUUGUACCAAAAUGAAGUUAACUCGGCCAAUUCCAGUAUGCAUUUACGCAUCGAACACGCUCCAAUCAUCUUGCAUCAGUAUAAUAAGGUCGCCUAUGAUAUUCGUGAAAAUGCUGAAGUCAAGUGCAAAGUGCAAGCAUAUCCGAAACCUGAAUUCCAAUGGCAAUUCGGCGCCAACCCAUCACCAUUGUCGAUGUCAUCCGAUGGCAAAUACGAAAUCAAUACAACAACCGAUAACAAUGACGUGUACACAUCAGUGUUGAAAAUCAAUCGUCUCAGUCAUCAAGAUUAUGGCGAAUACUUGUGCCGUGUCGUAAAUUCAUUGGAAACAAUUCGAGCACCAAUUCGGUUGCAACCAAAAGGUGCACCUGAAAAACCGAAUAAUUUGCGAGCCGAUGACAGCACAUCCAAUAGCAUUACAUUGAAUUGGGAUGCUGGAUUCGAUGGUGGUUUGGCCAAUACCAAAUAUUUUGUAUCAUAUCGCAAAGUGCAAGCACCACAUGACGAUCAAGUGUUGCCAGACUGUGAAACGAAUGUUAUCACCAAUACCGAUUGGAUGGAAUUCGAUUGCCAUCAAAAUGUUCCAUGUAACAUUAACCCAUUGGAACAGCAUCAAGGCUAUGUGUUCAAAGUGAAGGCGCUCAAUACCAAAGGCUCGUCCGAAUAUUCAACCGAAAUCAUGAAAACCACAAAAGUCGACCACAUUCCCAUGCCAAUGCAUGUAUCGUUCGAUCCAAAAUCACGUACGUUGGGUGUUACUGUUGGUGCAACUUGUUUAUCGUUGAUUGCAAUCGUUGAAUCGGUUAUUAAUGAAGGAACACCGAUGGCUGCAUGGCAAAUUGUCGAAACCAUUCAACUUCAGAAUUCGGGCAACAAUCCAACGCACAAAGAAACGGUCAUCGAACAUUUAGUAACGGCACGACGAAGCAGCGCUCGCUCACUUGGCAUUCCUGAUGAUGAUUUCCCACCAUUGAACGAUGACCAAAAUCCACGUGUUCGUGUCAAACUUUGCCUGCGCGCCAACCAUGAACGUUGUGGCGAGUAUACUGAAGCUGAAAUUGGAAAUAACUACAUUGCCGAAGCAUCUGCAAUUGCAACACCUACACUGAUUGCAAUCAUUGUAUCCGUCAUUGUGUUUGCACUGUUCAUUGGAUUGGUGCUAAUGUUUUGCCGUUGCAAGCGUAACCAAACAAAGAAGGGCACUCAAGUCAAAGACUAUGAAAUGGAUUCGGUGCGUCCAUCGAUUGUGGCACAACAAAAUCAAGCACCACCACCAUACUAUCCAACAAGUGGCUUGGAAAACAAAGCACUCGAACAUUCAAUGGAUUUGGCAUUGACGUUGGAAGAUCAGAAGCAAGUCGUGUAUGCCACUCAAAAUGGAUACGGUUAUCAUCCGCAACACUCAGUCUCGACGCAGCAAAUGACAAAUAAUGACUGGGCAAAUAUAGGUUACAUGGAUAAUAGUUAUUCAAAUUCGAACAAUGGCGGUAGCGUUAACUCACAGGAUUCGAUUUGGCAAAUGAAAAUGUCAGCAGCUGCUGGAAAUCCAGCUAAUUUAAUGCCACAACACACGUAUGUCGAUCAACAAGCAUCAUAUGGUUAUGAUCCUCUAGCCCAUGCUGGUUACGGUGCCAUCGAUGAUUAUGCACCAUAUCCACAUUUGACCGCGACACACAGUCAACACGGCGGUGACGAUUAUCAAACCAUGCGCAACAGUCAAAAUCCAUCGCGUCAAGAAGUCUACUGCAGCGAUCCAUAUGCAGCCGUUCACAAGCCCAAGAAGCGGCUUGAUCAUUUAGAUUCGCCAUAUCAUGAUGUAAGCGGUCUUCCUGAAUCGUACAUGGAACAAGUGAAUGUAGACGAUCCGAAUACGGCACCGCAACAGCAUUUAUCACACAGCUAUGAUGAUGGGCUACAGGAAAGUGGUUAUUCGACGCCAAAUUCAAGAAAUCGACGUGUCAUACGGGAAAUCAUUGUCUGAGAAACGCCUCGGGUACGUUUUGCGAACUGAACGUGCCCAUGAACACAUUCAUAUAAUUAACUGACCAGUUCCAACCAAAAAAAAAACUCACACAUUUUUACAUUCGAUCAAUUCAGACGGAAACAUAAUCGAAAAAUAAACUAAAAAUUUCAUUUGGAAAAUUUGCAUUUGCAACGUGGCAAAAUCCCAAAACAAAAACAGCGCAAAUUUCUCAUUGGCGUUUGAUUGAUGAAUCUAUAAAUUUAUCAAGUGAAACAAACACAGUAUUAUGCAAACCAACAAAAUAAAUAUUCACUAGCUCCUAGGAAAUAGGAUACAACAACAAAAAUCGAAGAAACACAAAAGUAAUGAGACUAUUCAUAAUUUUGAUAGUGGUGAUGAAUUUAAUGAAGAAAAAAAAAUGAUGCAUCGAUUGGCCAAAACUAAAAAAAUUCUGUGUGACAUGCACAAUAUCUAUAUAUAUAUUCGAGCAUAGUUUCUGUGUAUCGUGCAACUUUUGCAAGCAACAAACGCAUGCAAUCUUGAGUGUUAUAUUCUAUUCUAGAAUAAGGCAUUUUAGAAAAAACUGAAUGUAAAAUCAUUUUUCUGUACAAUGAUAAAGAAUCGGACAAAAAAUAAGAAACAAAUCUCACUGUUAGACAAAAUUUUAGCUUAAGCACAACGCAUAAGCGGAAUAGAUAUUUUUAAUUGUAUAAAACAAAGAGACACACACCGACGAUUUUUUUUUCGGCCUAAAACCAUUCAGUUUGUUCUUCGGUUGCACGUUAAUUUUGAUUUUUUCUGGACUCAUUUGAUGAGAAGCAUCUUCCAUUUUGAUUUGUAUUUAUUUGUUAAUUUUUGCGCAAUUUUUUUUUUGUCGCACUCCUCCGAUUGAACGGAGGUUUAUAUUUUGUGUUUGUAUCUUGGAAUAUUGUGUUUGUUAAUUUUUUUGAAUUUAUACUUUCUUGAGUUCAAUCUGGUUCAGUUCGCAAAAUAAGUUACAAAAGGCUUCGAAAUAAAAACAAACAAACAAAAAAAUGAAAAAAAAACACAUACAAAAAAAAAAUCUGGCAAAUUAAUUUUAGUCUAGUGAUUUAAACGAAUUAAGCGUAAACGAAUAUUAUAUAUAUAGAUAUAAAACUAUAAACGUAAAGCAAAUGUGUUGAAUUCUACAGAAACGAAAAAAAGAAAUCAUAUAAAAAUUUAUCUUUGUGUAUAUUGAAUCACACACAAAUACAACUGACAAAAAAACCGAACACGUUACACGUAGCGAGUAUUUUUGUUUGCAAUUGGAAAAUGAUCGUGAUGUUCAAUGUGAAGAAAAAAAGAGAGAUACUAUUUCGAUAUUGAAAUAAAAACAAAGCAAAACAA